AUGCCCUGGAAAGAAGGAGGGCCUCCAAAACGAAGCAACUACGACAUCGCUCUGAAGAGGAUGCUCUCCGCUGAAAGGGGGUUUAUGAAAAAGGGUUGCUUCGAGGUCGUAAAAGAGGAAGUGCAAAAGUUGUUAGACCAGAACUUUAUCACAAUGAUUCCACCUGAACAAAUUGCUCAUGAUAAACCCGAAUGGUACCUCCCAUUGCAAGCAGUGUUUACGCCAGAAAGAACCACAAAAGUUCGACUAGUCUUUGAUUCAUCUUCAAAAGGUCAUGAUGGAUUGUCCCUCAACGAUUACCUUGAGAAAGGACCUAACUUCAUCAAUAGUCUUCUGGAUGUACUGGCAGCAUGGCGAUGGGACGAAGUGGCGUUCACUGGUGACGUUCGUAAAAUGUUCAACCAAAUCCUGGUAUAUCCUGAGGAUCAGGUGUACCACAGGUUUCUUUGGAGGAGCAACACACGUGACAAACCAACUGUUUACCAGUGGCUAAGACUGAACUUUGGUGAUAAACCGGCCCCUGACGUCGCAACUAAUGCUAUCAACACGCUAGCCAAGCUUUCGAACGCAGAAUUCCCGGAAGCUGCAGGAGAAAUCCGACAGCAUGUGUACGUGGAUGACAUCGGUGGCUCCAGAGAAACAGUAACCAAGGCAAAGCAGAUUAUCAGCCAUAUCGACGCUGUCCUCGCGAAAGGCAACUUCCAGAUCAAAACUUGGCAUUCCAAUGAGGCAGAAAUCGACCAAUCCAACGGUGAACGGUUCACGGAUCUUCUCGGCCUAAGCUGGGAUAAACAGCUAGACACGUUCACCUUCAAAAAGAAUGACCUCGGAGAACUGGAUGUCCUGACAAAGAGGCGCUGUUUAGGUCUUGUUGGUCAGUUAUGGGACCCCAUCGGUCUUGUGCUGCCCGUCGCAAUCAAGUUCAGAAUUGACCUGCAAGGAUUAUGGAGUUCAGGUUACAGCUGGGACGACAUCCUUCCCGAGAGUAUUCAGCAAACAUGGUUAGAGAAUGUCCAGUCCAUAAAUGAUCUCCUGUCAUUUCAGUUUGACCGCAAGCUAAAACCAAAGAACGCAGUGGGCGUGCCUCAAAUUCACGGAUUCUCCGAUGGUGGUGAGCAGGCUUAUGGUGCGGUCAUCUUCCUACGGUGGAAACUUGCUGGCGGAGACUAUCGUAGUGUUCCAGUCACGAUAAAGGCUUUCGUCGCACCUCUGAAGAAGAAGAGCAUCCCGAGAUUAGAACUGUUGGGCUGUUUAGCACUUGCACGCAUGUACGUUACAUGUGUAAAAGCAUUGGAGUUCGCAAAAGCCCAGGACUGGGAAAGAUUCUUCUGGAUCGAUUCAUCAACCGUUUUGUCCUGGAUCAGAACGCCACCACGGGAAUUCAGGCCUUUCGUAUCUGCCAGAGUGGCUGAAAUUCAAGAGACAAUUGGGGCAGACCAAAUACGCUACAUCAAGUCUAACAACAACCCCGCAGAUGCUCUAACGAGAGGAAUCCAUCUUAAUCAUCUCAUGAAGUGGUCAGAGGGACCAUCCUUCCUAGAGUUGCCAGAAGAAAAGUGGCCCAGCGCUCAAGACCACACCCGAGUUAACACUCAUGUGGACGACCUCGACGCUUUAAGAGAGAAGAAAACGUUUCGGAAAGAGAAGAAAGCCGGUAAACAUCACAGUGCCGCCGCGGAAGUAUGUCCUGAACUAGAUCAACCUGGAUUUGAAGAAAAUCCUAUCCUUUUACACUUGCUGAAAACGUGUUCUACGUACUCCAAGAUACGGAGAACUCUAGCCUACGUCGGUCGCUUUAUUCACAACGCUCGGAAAAUGAACCCAAAGUCAGGGCCCAUUUCAGUUCAGGAACUGAAGGCUGCCGAGACCCAUCUUCUGAAGUGGAGUCAAUUUCACGUCAACGAAGACAGCUUGGAUAAGAAACUGGUAGCAAAGAAGGAUGAAGAUAGCCUUUUUCGUGCGCAUGGUCGACUUGAAGAUGUCAGAUGUCUCCCGGAAGAGUUGAGAAAACCUAUCAUCUUGCCAAAAGACCACCCCUUUGUGAUCUUGCUUCUGCGUGACCUCCACGAACGACGUGGGCAUUGUGGCUAUAAGAGUUUAAUCCACGAGGCCAGAAAAAGAUUCUGGAUCAUUGGACUCCGCAGAAUGGCUAAGACCGUCACCUCAAAGUGUGUCAUAUGCAGAAAACUACGGAAAAGGCCUCUCAACCAGCUCAUGGGACAGAUUCCAAACCUAAGAGUAGCAGCUGGCUUCCCGGCAUUCUCAAACACUGCUAUGGACAUGUUUGGGCCAGUACAGAUCAAGCUCGGCCGCAAAACUCUGAAAGAGGCACAAGUGAUCAUCUUCGCUUGCAUGACAUCACGUGCGAUUCAUCUUGAGCUGGUCACCGAUAAAACUUCAGACGCAUUCUUAAUGGCCUUUCGACGGUUUGUCUGCCUACGCGGACACCCUAAUGUUUGCUGGUCAGACCGUGGUACAAAUUUCGUGGGUGCCCAAGGCUACCUAAAGGAAAUCACGCAGAACUGGGAUAUUCCUGGGGUAAAGAGUGUCCUCUCUGAUAAAUUUAGCUGCGAGCUCAGAUGGGAAUGGAAUACACCACAUGCGAGUCACCAAAACGGAGUUGUUGAAACCCUAAUUAAGUCAGUCAGACAAGCAUUUAACGCCACUUGCAAGAACCAAGCCUACUCCGAGGAACAAUGGAGAACAAUUCUGUCAGAAAUCACCUACAUGGUCAACGGACGACCGCUGUACCCCAGUUCCGACGAUAUCUGGGAGGCCCCACCGAUCACUCCAAACGACCUACUUCUAGGCCACUACAAUCCACCACCACAACCAGAACCAGAGGAAAGAACCAAUCCGCGACAAUUACUCAGGAGCGCCCAAAACAGAGUUGCUGAUUUCUGGAGGAGCUGGAUGAAGUAUUUCGCCCCAAACUUGUUACCAAGGAACAAGUGGUUUCGCGUGCGAGAUAACAUCCAGAUCGGUGAUCUUGUAUUGGAGCUGGACCCCAAACACAAAAGAUGUGAAUGGAAAAUGGCGCGUAUUGUAGGCACAUAUCCUGGAAACGACGGACUUGUCCGAAAAGUGAGAAUCAAGACAAGAGACGGAGAGUAUGACAGACCAAUUCACAAGUUAUGUCUCAUAGCCACUCAAGACGAACUGAAUGCGGAUUGCUCAAGCUAG
This is a messenger RNA of Pocillopora verrucosa, 3183 nucleotides long. The record is from RefSeq and is a predicted model, not a curated record. NCBI's taxonomy places the organism in Eukaryota, Metazoa, Cnidaria, Anthozoa, Scleractinia, Pocilloporidae.